Molecule: messenger RNA, 901 nt
Organism: Micromonas commoda
Lineage: Eukaryota; Viridiplantae; Chlorophyta; Mamiellophyceae; Mamiellales; Mamiellaceae
Exons: 2
Coding region: 2-694 (230 amino acids)
Source: RefSeq, a predicted model, not a curated record
CAUGAAGGCGCUCCAGGCGAAGGAGAGCGCGGACACGAACGAGGCGGUGGACGCCGCGAUCGAGCGCGAGCAGGCUAUCGUCGCGGGCAUACGCGGCGACGCCGCCGACCGUCCGAUGCCCGAGGACUUCGACGCCCUCAUUGAGCACCUCCUCUCCACCCCGAUGGAGGCCAUGGACUACGAGACCGUCCGCUGCGGCCCGCUCAUGACGAAGGCUUUCGUGGCGCACAUUCGCGACAAUCAGAAAAAACUCGCCGCGGCGGGGCCGUCGGGGGAGGAAUCCCUCGUCGAGCUGCAGGCUCUCGAGGAGUGGGUCAUGGUCGCCAGGGAGCGCCAGUCGGAGCGCGAGGAUAACGCGAGGCGCGCGGCGGCGGUCGAGGCCAACGGAGGCGAGGCUCCGCCGGUAACCGCCGUUCCAAUCGACGCAAACUCGGAGACUUCAAAGUCGGAAACUCGGUUCUCCGUUGGGGAGAAGUUCGAGAUCUUGAUGUCUUGCGCCGCGAACGGCGUGGACGCGCUGCGCAACGCCAUCAUCGAGCUGGCCAAGAAGGACGAGAUCGACGACGUGCUCGUGGGCAUGCUCCAGUCCAACGCGCUGAACGCGGAGGAGGCUGGCGACGAGGGAAGGGCCAAGUUUCUGCGAAAAGUCGCGGAGGUUUGCGUCCGGGAGCGAAAGGCGGCGGGCUUCGAGUGAUGGGAACUCACUCAGGGGACGUCCCGAAAGGUGGGACGGACGGUGUAUGCAUAAAGAUCGUGUAAAAGAGUACGGGCAGUACGACGGCGGGAGCAGGGACGACGGAGCGGAACGUCGGGUGAAGAAGCGUUUAUUUUGGCGGUGAUUUGGUUAUUCGUUAACGGCAGUUAAGCUUUGCAGCUUGUAUUGAAAUCAGUGAGAUUUUGC